Cajanus cajan (pigeon pea) is the source of this 1279-nucleotide messenger RNA. RefSeq names its product AIG2-like protein D. The record is from RefSeq and is a predicted model, not a curated record. NCBI's taxonomy places the organism in Eukaryota, Viridiplantae, Streptophyta, Magnoliopsida, Fabales, Fabaceae.
CUUUGCUAAAGCUUUUGAGUUUUGAAUGGUAUCCAGUGAUGGUUUCUAUUCUAAAAAUGAGAAAGCUCUAAAAAAAUUGCCUUAUUCCUGGCGACAGCCUAUACUUUGGACAAAGAUUAAAAAUUUAAAAUAAGGAAAACUAGUAACAAGUGUUAGAGGGUGACAGGGCAUACGGUAUGAGAAAUUAUAAGGAAUUAGGAAAAGGAGUGAAUGGUAAUAUGAGGGUUUAAAUGAGUGUUUGAUUGGUAUUCUGAAAAGAUCCUUAUUUGAAAAAUCUGGAUCGUUGGUUUAGGGGAUGAUAAAGAAAGAAGAAAAAGGUAGAAAAGAAAAACAACGACAGGCGUUUAUUUAUUUACUAAUCUAACAUGGCAAUCCUAGGUAAAUACUAUUAAUGUGUCUUUUAGAAUGUUAACUGUAGUGGGAGUGAGGACGUGAUUUUGGUAAUACAUAUAGCAUUAAGAGAGGAAGUGGUAGAGGUAGAGGUAGAGGUAGAGGUAGAGGUAGAAGAGAGAAAAUGAGCGUGAAGGUGAAUUGUGUGAGUGGCGACACCCACAACGUGUUCGUUUACGGUAGUCUCUUGGCCGAUGAGGUUGUCCAAACCCUAUUGAAGCGCGUCCCUCCAACCGCACCCGCCAUCCUUCAAGACUAUCAUAGGUUUAAGAUUAAAGGUCGCGUUUAUCCCGCUAUUCUCCCCGUCCCCAAUAACAAAGUUACUGGCAGGGUGCUUCUCGGCAUCUCCGGACUCGAACUCAAUAUUCUAGAUGACUUUGAGGAUGUUGAAUAUACUAGAACUCAUCUUCAGGUUUCCUUGAUUGACAAGGCUGAAAAUCUACAAGUUUACGCUUAUGUUUGGAGCAACCCAAACGAUCCCAACUUGUAUGCAGAAUGGGAUUUUGAGGAAUGGAAACAAGUUCACAUGAAUGAUUUCGUCAAGAUGACUGAUGGCUUUAUGCAAGAGUUGGAAUUGCCAGAAUCAAAGCCAAGAGUGCAGACUUACGAAACCUUCUACAAGCAAGAAAACGAUAAGCCACCUGAACCUUGACGUUUACAUUUUAUAAAAAUUCUGCAAUCUGUGCACUGUGCAGAGUUGUAUGCUUCGAUUAAGAAUCAUACUAUUCACUGUUAAUAAUUACUAGUUCCCCUCCGAAUAAUUUCCUUUGAUGAUUUAAUAAGCACUUGAACUUUGAUGUUUGCAGUUUAUAAAAAUUCUGUAUUAUGUGCACUGUGCAGAGUUGUAUGCUUCGAUUAAUAAUAAUACAAAUAUACUAUUCACUGUUCA